Malaya genurostris is the source of this 2304-nucleotide messenger RNA. RefSeq lists its product as uncharacterized. Bases 1 to 2304 code for a protein of 767 amino acids. Lineage: Eukaryota; Metazoa; Arthropoda; Insecta; Diptera; Culicidae. The transcript is spliced from 2 exons. The record is from RefSeq and is a predicted model, not a curated record.
AUGAGUAUCCCGAAUGGACAGCAGCAUGCCUUUCUGCAGCAACAAGGCCAACAGCAGCAAGUUCCUCAAGCUACGGAUGAGCUCCUUCGUCAGUGUUUGCACCUGAUGACACAAGUUCUCCAGCAACAGCAGAACAGUCAGCAGUCACAAGAGAAUUUCAUCAGGCAAGUCGUUUCGGAAGUGCAUGCGGGCGCAGCACCCAGUCCGGAACAAAUUCUCGAUUCUCUUGCUGGGAAUAUCACGGAGUUCCGCUACGACGCGGACAGUAGCAUCACGUUUGCAGCCUGGUUCACGAGGUACGACGAGCUGUUCGAAAAGGAUGCUGCUCGGUUGGACGACCAAGCGAAGGUCAGAUUGCUGCUCAGAAAGCUGGGAACAUCUGAACACGAAAGACACGGACUAAAGUCUGAGCGUGAUUCAGAGACUCGGACCCGACUUCUGUCAUGGAUUGAGGAGAACAAUAACCUCACGUUGGAGCAAUUAUCGAAUGAAUGCCAGCGUCUCAUCAAUCUCAAACACGAUAAUGCUAUGAUCGAAUCUGCUGCAUCUUUCGAUCAGGUUAAUCAGCUCAAGCAGAAAUAUGACAGUAAUCGUAACAGACGUCAGCUGUCUCCCAGGUCAGAUGCGAACAACACAAAGCGGAAACCCGAUACUCCGUGCUGGUAUUGUGGUGCGUUCCAUUAUGUUCGUGACUGCCCGUACAAGAACCGUCAAUGUCCCGAUUGUAGUCGGUACGGUCAUCGUCAAGGAUACUGUGCAAGUUCCAAGAAGAAGAAGAGAGGUGGAAAACGUUCGGUUGCCAGCAGGGUUGUCGUUGUCAACAUGUGCAACGUGCAGAGGCGGCGGAAAUUUGUCUCCGUUGUGCUAAAUGGAACUCACAUCCAUCUUCAGUUAGACACAGCGUCCGACAUCACGGUCAUCAGCAAACCGAUCUGGCGAAAGGUCGGUAGUCCAAUAUUAUCACCAUCUACAGUGAAGGCGAAAACAGCAUCUGGGAACAUUUUGCCACUCGAAGGUGAAUUUCGCUGUGACGUCACCAUCGGCGGAAACACUCGCAGCGAAAUUAUCCGUGUAACUGAAAAGCAGCUGCAACUUCUCGGAUCUGAUUUGGUCGAUAGCUUCGAUUUAUGGUCCGUGCCAAUGGAUACUUUUUGCUGCCAGGUAUCUAGUUCUUCGACUUCCAGCGCAGCGCUUAGUUCUGCAUUUCCAGAAGUUUUCAGUGAGAAACUUGGGCUCUGCAAUAAGGUACAGGUGAAGUUAGACGUAGAGGAUCAGUGCAAGCCCAUUUUCUGUCCCAAACGCCCGGUUGUGUACUCUAUGUACAACGCAGUCGAUCAAGAGUUGGACCGGUUACAGCAGCUGAACAUCAUUACACCGGUCGACUACUCGGAGUGGGCAGCACCAAUCGUCGUAGUGCGCAAAGCAAAUGGUGCCAUUCGUGUUUGCGGAGAUUAUUCUACAGGACUCAACUCCGCGCUUCAGCCUCACCAAUACCCGCUCCCUCUUCCGGAAGACAUUUUCGCUAAGCUGGCUAACUGCAAAGUUUUCAGUCAGAUCGAUCUUUCGGAUGCAUUUUUGCAAGUUGAGGUCGACGAGCAGUUUCGUCAUCUGCUCACCAUCAACACGCACCGUGGUUUAUUUCAUUACAAUCGUCUUCCACCUGGUGUAAAGGUAGCACCGGGUAUCUUCCAGCAGCUCAUCGACACCAUGCUAGCCGGGUUGGAAAAAGUUUCCGGUUAUCUCGAUGACGUUAUCGUUGGCGGUGAAGACGAAGCAGCUCACAACCGCAACCUGAAAGCAGUUCUUCAGCGAAUCCAGGAUUUUGGGUUCACCAUUCGAGCCGAAAAAUGUACCUUCGGCAAGAAGCAGAUACCGUAUCUGGGCUACAUUGUUGACCAUCGAGGUCUGCGUCCAGAUCCAGCCAAAAUCGAGGCAAUAGUGCAGCUUCCGCCUCCCACUGACGUUCACGGUGUACGUUCCUUCCUCGGGGCGAUCAAUUAUUACGGGAAGCUUGUCCCGAACAUGCGAAUGCUUCGCUUCCCGCUGGACAAUCUGCUGAAAUCGCAGUCGAAAUUCCAGUGGACAACGGAGUGCCAGCAGGCAUACGAGCGUUUCAAGCAGAUUCUCACCUCAGAUCUUCUACUAACGCACUACGAUCCGAAAAAGGAGAUCAUCGUUUCUGCUGACGCAUCGUCAGUUGGUGUUGGAGCCACAAUCAGUCACAGGUGGCUCCAUCAAAAUAGUACAGCAUGCUUCCAGAGCACUUACGAAGGCAGAGCAGAACUACAGUCAACCGGAUCGUGA